CUGCAGCUGGUAGCGGGAAAUCGAAACUCAAGCUGUUAAAACCGCUGCCCCUGCCCUUCGGAAUCGCAUCUUGGACUCGCCAAGAGUCCCAGCCCGCAUCCCUCCCGCAGUGGGCGCCCGGGACCCGCGGACUCAGAGCUAUGUUCACCCGCACUCGGGUGGUGGGCUCCGGGCUCGGCGCCUCUCCCGCCCCCCGUCCGGCCCAGGACCCCCCUGGGCGGCACCCGGAGCCAGGAAGGCUGCAAGGUCCCAGACGUGGGCUGGAGGCGGCGCCCCAGAGCCCUGCGCAGGAGAGCCCCGGGCUCGCGGGUCAGUGGCUCCCAGGCGCAUAUACUGUGAUAGCACCAAAUGAAAACCGAAGAAAUCAGAUACAGAGGAUUGCUGAGCAAGAGCUACAGAGUCUUGAGAAAUGGAAGGAGCAACAUGGAGCGAAGCCCGUUAACCUGGAGCCCAGGCGGUUAGGUGGAAGCCAAUCAGAGGCUGAAGUCAGGCAGAAACAACAACUCCAACUGAUGCAAUCUAAAUACCAGCAAAAGCUAAAAAGAGAAGAAUCUGUAAGAAUCAAGAAGGAAGCGGAAGAAGCCAAAAUGCAAAAAAUGAAGGCAAUUCAGAGAGAGAAGAGCAAUAAACUAGAGGAGAAAAAAAGACUUCAAGAAAACCUCAGAAGAGAAGCAUUUAGAGAGCACCAGCAAUACAAAACUGCUGAGUUCCUGAGCAGACUGGACGCAGAGUUGCCAGACAGAAGUACCCGUCAAAUUGCUCUUCGUGUCCCACAGUCUUCAGCUUGGGCCAGAAGCCAGGCUUAUAAGGAUUCUUUAAAGGAAGAAGAAAAUAAAAAAUUGCAAAAGAAGAAGGAGGAACAACAUCAGAAGAGUGAAUUACUGGAAUUUAACCGACAACAACAGGAGGAAGAAAGAACCAAAACCCACCAAGCUGAACACAGGAGGGUAAAUAAUAUUUUUCUGGACCGGCUCCAAGGCAAAAGUCAACCAGGUGGCUUUGAGCACGUUGGAGGCCAUUGGAAUAUGAAUAGUGGUAACAGCUGGGAUGUAUGAGAAAUACUUACAUCUGUCCUUUGUCAACUGAUCUUGAAGAACCUCACUUGAUGAUUUUCCUUAACGCUCCUUUGUUUAUCCUCACGGUUUUUACCUUGAUUUCAAUUGCCCACCCACUUCUCUGAACAACUGGGGAUGACCGGUUUUUCCCUGUCAUUUAUGCAUGUUUGUAGGAGCUGAUUGCUGAGCUCAUAUUUAAUUUCUACUGCCAUUGGAAUGUUACACUAUUUCUCUCAUUGGUUUCACAUCUUAUUGGAAGCCUAAUUACAGCAAUGUUAGUAAGAUGAAAAAGGAGGGAAUCAUUUGAUAUUUUCAGGUGUGCAAGACCUAUGGGUGCUGCAUGCUUGUCUCUCAAAGCAGCUAAUUCUUAUGUAAGUCUCAGAUCACAGUUGGGGAAGCUUUUUUUUAAAUUUUAAGCUCUACUUAAUCUGGGGUACAAACCUGAGCAAAAGAAAAAAUCUUUUAUACUCUUUUAAAUGCAUUUAUGAAUAAAUUUUGAAAUACUUCUGUA
This is a messenger RNA of Callorhinus ursinus (northern fur seal), 1566 nucleotides long. It is a transcript of the gene EPSTI1, whose product is annotated as epithelial stromal interaction 1. The record is from RefSeq and is a predicted model, not a curated record. Lineage: Eukaryota; Metazoa; Chordata; Mammalia; Carnivora; Otariidae.